AAACAAAAAACAAAUAAAGAACUCGCUAUAUUCCAACCAUGGGCUGGAAACUAUUGACUGUUGUCUUUGCUAACAUUCUAGGUUUGUCCACUGUGUCUUGUUCCUGCUACUAUAACUCGUAUACUUCCUACUACAACUGUUACGAUGACUACAGUAACUACGAUUAUUACUACAGCUACUAUCGUAACUACUCCUAUACACUGGGUGUUGGUGCCAUCCUUGGUAUCAUAUUUGGCUCCCUCGCUGGAUUGGCCACGUUAAUUGGACUUGUCGUCUGUUUGUGUGUAUGCGUAUGCAGAAAAACCACACCAAGUCAAGGCACAGUUCUUUAUUACAAUCCCAACACAAAUGCAGGAGCAAAUAUGUUGCAAACUUCUCAAACAUCGAUACCGUCUUACAAUCAGCAAGGAUUUUACUCAUCUUAUCCUGUACAGAUGCAGCCACCUGGGCAGGCAACUGGGCAAAGUGGAGCAUUUUCUGGUGCUUCACCUCCCCAGUACAGUCCACCUCAACAGUCUACUGAAAAUGAGAAUUUGACACAGAAAUACUAGAGAUAUGUCGCUUAAUGGGCUGUUACAGCAUCGACAUUCUACAAUAUAAUUGAAAUCUGGUUAAGACCAGCUUUCACUUAUCUUUACUCUGUUCUUUUCUCUGUUUGUUAGUAGAUUAUUUUUAUUAACGUUUUCCACUUAUUGUUAAAUUAUUUGUAAAUGCUGUUUUUGAAACACUUCUCAAAGAGGAAUACUUUUUUUUAGGUAUAUGCAAUCUAUAAAAUUAAUACUUUGAUGACUGACAAUAUGUUUAUCAUUAAAUUUGUAAUUUUGAUAUUUCUAAUAAAAGUAUGAAUGUUUUUGAAAAGACUGAACGUAAAGAAUUUAAUUAUAAUUAAAAAAAAAAUCAAGAGAUACAGAAGUCAUGUUUGAAAAUGGCAAUCAGUUCUUCAUUUACUAUUUAAAGGUAACUUGUUUUCCCCAGAUACAUUGAGUUACGACGAGAUGUUCGACAGUAACGUACCCUACGAAAUAUAUAUGAGGGUUGUUCGAAAAGUUCGUGUACGAUGUCAAUCUUCGUUAUAUUUCCAGCUAAAAAUUUUAAAUAAGCACAUAAUGAUAUUUAAAAAAAAUAUUUCUUUUGUUGAUGUUUGAAGUUUCCUUUAAAUUGAUUUAACAGAAAUCGAUUUACUUAAUUUUGAAAUCAACAUGUUUUGUACCCGUGGAGCACAUUUAACUACAAGAUAACGUCAAGUAUUUCUAAAAAGUACUGUCUAUACAUUUCAUACAGUAUUAUCCAAUGCCCACACAUUAAAUCCUUUUUCUAAUACUUACAUUCAUUCGUUCUCGUUAUAUAAUUUCCUUUGUUAAGAUUCUAAUUUCUUUGAUUACUUAACUCUGCAUUCACAGGAUAAGCAACUCUGAAGCGUUUUAACUUUUUCAAGUUUUUGUUUAGGUUUUUACAGAUAAACCGUUUCUUCACAGAAUAUCCUCAUCCGAUACAGAGUCCCUGUCACUCAAAUAUUGCAUGUAAUAUUUGUACGCACUUGCACAAGUCGCUCUAAAUAUUUUUUUUUUAACUCCACUAAAAUUUUUUUAGAGUUUAUUCAGGAUUUAUCCUGAGUAAAACACAAAAAUACAUCGUUAUCUGCCGCUCUGUGACGUUCUAAAAUGUCAUCGUUUUUGUCGUUUUCAAUGAGGACUACAUUGUAACUAUCUUCUCAUGUUGAUUACUUUUCAACAAAGCAAAAUAUUAAGCCAUAAUUUGGAAUACGAGUUGAUGUAACAAUUCUUUAUUUGAAUUUUUAGGAUGCUUUCCGUUUUUGCUCCAUUUUACAGAGAAUAUGACUGCAGACAUUAUUUUAGGGUAUUGUUUGUAACUUACUAAAUUUUUACCUGCUCCGCGAGCCGAUUUUUGCAUGUUUAAAAUCUGGAUAAGUUUCAAACAAAUCAUGAUAUCCAAAAAAAAAAAUUAAUACAAAUCAUUUGGAUUUAUUGUUUAAAUAUUUCUACGAAAUUUGGAUAACAUAAAAGAAAUACAAAAAAGAUAUAACAGAAGUCCACGAAUGUUUUCAACAACCCUCGUAAUUACAUAAAAGGAUAUCCCUCCCUCUGGUUCAAUACAAAUUAAAUAGAAUACUUAGUAUAUUUUCUUCUCGUGUAUUUUUUCUGUUCGAUUUAUGUCAAUGUUGCUAAUUUAUGAACUUAAAAAUAUAUCAUUCGACGGUAUAUUCAA
This is a messenger RNA of Saccostrea cuccullata (small rock oyster), 2226 nucleotides long. RefSeq names its product cysteine and tyrosine-rich protein 1-like. NCBI's taxonomy places the organism in Eukaryota, Metazoa, Mollusca, Bivalvia, Ostreida, Ostreidae. The transcript has 4 exons. The record is from RefSeq and is a predicted model, not a curated record. The coding region runs from base 39 to 551 and encodes 170 amino acids.